UGCGAUACAGAGUAUAGACGGCCAUUGGUUUACAUCAGUCUCCCCCGUCUGCUUCCUCGACUUAUUAGGCCUGUCUGGUCUUGCUUCCCAUCUAUGGCUGUUCCCUUUUCAUAUUCGAGAACAAUCCAAAACUAGUUUUUGUCCCAGCUUUCUUCAUACCCAGCCGCCUCUCUUCAGGUGAUGAAGGAUUUUCUUUAAUCCUCAGGAGACGGCAAAAACCUGAGCUUACAUGCGUAGAGGACUUGGGAACUAAUUGAAGGUACAUGUAUAGUGCGCACUUUUGAAGACUUGAAACUCGUUUGGAUUUUCGUUUUGCAUCGGAGUUUUAAUUUAUCCUAUUGGAAUUAUAUUGGAUAUUGAAGUCUCGCAUUGAUUGGGUGCGAUUGAACUUGCCUUGUUGAAUCUGUUUGAAGUUAUUGGUUGCUGUUGAACUUCUAACUCCCUGAAUUCCUCUCACCUGUCGACUUGGUGAACUGAGUAUUAUGAAGAUAGUCCAGUGAUUUGAGCACUUGAACCCUUGAACUCAAAAUAUUAGAGUGCAGGCUGCAUUUCCACCUCUCUUCCUAUCUGGUUUAAGUCUUGGGGCACAAGGGUUUCUAUAUAUGCAUCUCCCUUUCAGUCCUUGAUUCUGGUGACUAACAGAGAGAAGACAUAUUUGAUUAUCAUUUAGCUCUUGAACUUGGAGGUUGAGUGCAUUAUUCGUUCAGAAUGGAUCUAAUUGUUUUAAGUCUGUUGUUAUUGAUGCAAUUACCAAGAAUAUAUGCCUCAGAAAUUUUCCAUUCAAAGGUUUGUGGCGCUGAUCACAUUGACUAUUCAUAUUCAAAUGCUUGUGAACUGUUUUACAUAAAUGGGAAUGCAGUCGACAAAGUUUUUUUCUGCAAGGCCCUCCAAUCUUAUCGUGCAGAUGGUUGCAUAUUCGACGGAUACCUUGGAAGUAAUCGAUGUGAUUCAGAUCCUGCACUAGCUGAUUUGGAAUUUAAGAUAGGAAGAAAACUUUCACAAAAGGAGGAAGGACAGGAAAACCGCUACCAAAACAAUCAUCCCAAUGGUCACAAACGGUUAACCCCAAAAAUAGCUGGCAUGGCAACAACUGGAGUUUUGGUUCUGUGUUGUGUUUCCCUCUGUGCUUGCUUUCAAAGGAAAAGGAAAGCAACAUCCCACACUGUUCUUUCUAAGGAGCCACAUUCAAUGGAUUCAGUUUCUUCUUCUGAUGUGAUUUGUACUUCUGAAAAGAUUCCAGCCAGUCCACGUCGAGUACCAGUAUCACCUAGCCCUUCCAAAUUCUCAUUGUCACCAAAACUUACUAGACUUGGAUCAUUACAUCUCACUCUGAGCCAGGUUACCAAAGCAACAGGCAAUUUCUCACCCUCAUUACAAAUUGGUGAAGGAGGAUUUGGAACUGUGUACAGAGCCCAGCUAGAAGACGGCCAAGUGGUUGCCAUAAAGCGGGCAAAGAAGGAAGUCUUUGAGAGUCUGCGUACAGAAUUCAGUAGUGAAGUUGACCUUCUGGCCAAAAUUGAUCACCGGAGUCUAGUCAAAUUGCUAGGUUAUAUUGACAGAGGAAAUGAACGCCUAAUCAUCACAGAGUAUGUGCCAAACGGUACUCUAAGAGAACAUUUGGAUGGUCAGCGUGGAAAAAUUCUGGAUUUCAAUCAGCGAAUUGAAAUUGCCAUCGACGUUGCUCAUGGCCUAACUUAUCUCCAUCAAUAUGCAGAGAAGCAAAUUAUCCAUCGGGAUGUCAAGUCAUCCAACAUUCUUCUGACAGAGAGCAUGAGGGCUAAAGUGGCUGAUUUCGGAUUUGCAAGGCUUGGUCCACUGGAAUCUGAUCAAACACACAUUUCUACUAAAGUGAAAGGGACAGUUGGCUACCUGGAUCCUGAGUACAUGAGGACCUAUCAACUCACUACCAAGAGUGAUGUUUACUCAUUUGGGAUUUUACUUAUAGAGAUUCUGACAGGUCACCGUCCUGUGGAUAUGAAGAGAGCCCCUGAAGAGCGGGUGACACUUAGAUGGGCCUUUAACAAGUACAAUGAAGGAAAUGUGGUGGAAUUGGUGGAUCCUUUGAUGGAGGAAGUCGUCGAUUCAGAGGUUCUUAUGAAAAUGUUUUCUUUGGCUUUCCACUGUGCAGCACCGAUUCGAGACGAUCGCCCAGACAUGAAAUCAGUGGGAGAACAGUUGUGGGCAAUAAGGGCAGACUAUCUUAAGAGUGCAAGGAGAGGGCAUUGACUGCAAUUUGGGAGUUGUCAUUUGUAAAUCAAUUGUGUUUUCUUCAGCGCUCACACGGCGAAGCAGAUUUUUCCCUU
This is a messenger RNA of Juglans microcarpa x Juglans regia, 2303 nucleotides long. Its product is annotated as calmodulin-binding receptor-like cytoplasmic kinase 3. The record is from RefSeq and is a predicted model, not a curated record. NCBI's taxonomy places the organism in Eukaryota, Viridiplantae, Streptophyta, Magnoliopsida, Fagales, Juglandaceae. Gene Ontology annotation, molecular function: protein kinase activity; ATP binding. Bases 709 to 2226 code for a protein of 505 amino acids. The transcript is spliced from 8 exons. Gene Ontology annotation, biological process: protein phosphorylation.